CCAUUUUGAAAGUGGAGUCGCCUACCCCUGCCGCUGCCGCCGCCGCCGCUGUCGUAGCUGCCGCCGCCGCUGCCGGAGAAAGAGCGAGAGCGGGGAAGCCCCAGAGUGAAAUCCACCAUCCUGCUGGCUCGUCUGCCCGCCCCUCCUUCCUUCUCCCCCGACCCCCGCCCUCUCCCCCCACAGGUGCCAUCCGCCGCCAUCCGCCCUCUCUACCCCCCCAUCCCCAGGUGAGGGGGGUGAGUUCAGGAAGCGGAGACCCCGAGGACCCCGGCAGGGUCACCAUUUGCAGCGCAACAUGGCAGGAGCUGGAGGAGGGAAUGAUAUUCAGUGGUGUUUUUCUCAGGUGAAAGGAGCAGUAGAUGAUGAUGUAGCGGAAGGAGGGUAUGGUUCCAUUCCAUUUUAUCCAAACAUGAUAUCAGAUUAUCCAGGAACAAGUUAAAAAGAAGGGAGACUGGUUCCAGAACACAUCUCUGGAAAUUACCCUAUGGACCCUGACUCUCAUGGCAACAUUACAAUCAGAUAUAAUUUCUACAGUAGAAUUUAAUCAUUCUGGAGAAUUACUAGCAACAGGAGAUAAAGGUGGUAGAGUUGUCAUCUUUCAACAGGAGCAGGAGAACAAAAUCCAGUCUCAUAGCAGAGGAGAAUAUAAUGUUUACAGCACCUUUCAGAGCCAUGAACCAGAGUUUGACUACUUGAAAAGUUUAGAAAUAGAAGAAAAGAUCAACAAAAUUAGGUGGUUACCCCAGAAAAAUGCUGCUCAGUUUUUAUUGUCUACCAAUGAUAAAACAAUAAAAUUAUGGAAAAUCAGUGAAAGGGACAAAAGACCAGAAGGGUAUAACUUGAAAGAGGAAGAUGGAAGGUAUAGAGAUCCUACUACAGUCACUACACUACGAGUGCCAGUCUUUAGGCCCAUGGACCUAAUGGUUGAGGCCAGUCCACGAAGAAUAUUUGCCAAUGCUCAUACAUAUCACAUCAACUCAAUUUCUAUUAAUAGUGAUUAUGAAACAUAUUUAUCUGCAGACGAUUUACGGAUUAAUCUUUGGCAUCUGGAGAUCACAGACAGGAGUUUUAAUAUUGUGGAUAUCAAGCCUGCCAAUAUGGAAGAGCUAACUGAGGUGAUUACGGCAGCAGAAUUCCAUCCAAACAGCUGCAACACGUUUGUAUACAGCAGCAGUAAAGGAACUAUUCGGUUAUGUGACAUGCGGGCCUCUGCCCUCUGUGAUAGGCAUUCUAAACUGUUUGAAGAACCUGAAGAUCCCAGUAACAGGUCUUUUUUUUCUGAAAUCAUCUCCUCGAUUUCCGAUGUAAAAUUCAGCCAUAGUGGUCGAUAUAUGAUGACUAGAGACUAUUUGUCAGUCAAAAUUUGGGACUUAAAUAUGGAAAACAGGCCUGUGGAAACAUACCAGGUUCAUGAAUACCUCAGAAGUAAACUUUGUUCACUGUAUGAAAAUGACUGCAUAUUUGACAAAUUUGAAUGUUGUUGGAAUGGAUCUGACAGUGUUGUCAUGACCGGAUCUUACAAUAAUUUCUUCAGAAUGUUUGAUAGGAACACCAAGCGAGACAUAACCCUAGAGGCAUCACGCGAGAACAACAAACCUCGCACGGUUUUGAAGCCACGUAAAGUCUGUGCAAGUGGCAAGCGAAAGAAAGAUGAAAUAAGUGUUGACAGCCUAGACUUCAACAAGAAAAUCCUUCAUACAGCCUGGCACCCCAAGGAAAAUAUCAUUGCUGUAGCUACUACAAACAAUCUGUAUAUAUUUCAAGACAAAGUGAAUUAGGGUUGGCAUUCCCAACAGAAGAGCCCACUUCCUGCUUAGUUGAGAUAGUUGAAUCUAGCAUUCGUACCUAAAAAAGAGAGAGGUCCAUUGUGGCGCCCUUUUCCAGUGUUUGACAAUGUGCCAUUCGACAACACAUUUUUUAUAGCUACAUGGAGAGAUCUCUGUGGAUUCAUCACUGUGGUGUUCUCCAUGUCUGCUAGCCAUGUAGGUAAGGGUAGGGCACUUUUAAUUUAAAUGACUUCUUGCACCAUCUUGCCUAAUGGACUAGAUUGGACUGUAUCAACAUUGAUUUACUCCACUUUUUAUGCCUUCCAUUGUGAUGACGUCAAACACAGUGAAAGCCUUCAGUCAUGCUUAUGGGAUUUAAUUGUGUAUCCUCAUUACUGUAUCAUUUGUGGGGUACACCCCUCCCCCCUUUUUUAAAUUAAAUACAGCUCAUUCUUACUGUGGCUUGUAGCAUUCCUCCUCUUCUGGCCUCCUGGACUCUUCCCCUUCAUCUCUUUUACCCUUGCCCCCUCCACCCAGUCUUGGUGGUGGUAUAUUAAAAAAUGAAAGAACGAAAGCACACAAAAUGAGUCAGUUUGGGGUCAGUGGUAAAGGGGGUAUAUGUUGCGAACAAAUGUUUUAAUAACAGUUGGCUGUAAUCACUCCUUGCCGUGUCUGGCACCGAAAAUAAGGAAAAAAAUACUACUACUGAAUAAAAGUGACAAAGAAUGGAGAA
Messenger RNA from Canis lupus familiaris (dog), 2499 nucleotides. It is a transcript of the gene PPP2R2A, whose product is annotated as protein phosphatase 2 regulatory subunit Balpha. The transcript is spliced from 11 exons. Gene Ontology annotation, biological process: peptidyl-serine dephosphorylation. Bases 501 to 1778 code for a protein of 425 amino acids. Gene Ontology annotation, molecular function: protein phosphatase regulator activity; protein binding. The record is from RefSeq and is a predicted model, not a curated record. Gene Ontology annotation, cellular component: protein phosphatase type 2A complex; cytosol. Lineage: Eukaryota; Metazoa; Chordata; Mammalia; Carnivora; Canidae.